GAGUGCAAAUCGGGAGGUUUGUUGUCAUUAUGGUUAACAUUCACGUUUAUGUGAAGCUUUCAAAAUACAACUAAACAUCGACUGGUAUACAAAUCAUAGUGGGGACUGCAUCGGUCCAUUUUAUUCUCGUUAAAAGUCAGUUCUGGUAGUACUUGCAGACCCAUGGUGACCCAUAUGGACCCCACAUCUAAGUCUGGGUUAAAUCAGGUGUCAGAUGUGGUGUUCGUCAUAGAGGGAACUGCAAACCUUGGUCCAUAUUUUGAAUCACUUCGUAAAAAUUACAUACUACCAACAAUAGAGUAUUUUAAUGGAGGACCACCUGCUGAAACAGAUUUUGGAGGAGAUUAUGGUGGUACCCAGUAUGGACUGGUGGUCUUCAACACAGUGGAUUGUGCUCCAGAGUCUUAUGUCCAGUGCCAUGCUCCAACCAGCUCAGCAUUUGAGUUUGUCUCCUGGAUUGACAGCAUUCAAUUCAUGGGAGGUGGAGCAGAGAGCUGCAGUCUUAUAGCUGAGGGUCUUUCUGUGGCCCUGCAGCUGUUUGAUGACUUUAAAAAAAUGAGGGAGCAAAUUGGUCAGACUCACAAGGUUUGUGUAUUGCUGUGUAAUUCUUCUCCAUACUUACUGCCAGCUGUGGAGAGUGUUAGCUACACUGGCUGCACUGCAGACAGCCUGGUCCAGAUCAUACGUGACAGGGGGAUCCAUUUUUCUGUAAUUGCCCCACGGAAACUUCCAGCACUUCGAUCUCUUUUUGAAAGAGCAUCAUCAAUAGCAGGUGCACCAGAAUCUGCACACCCAGAUUAUAGCCAAGACCCUUUUCACAUGGUGUUGGUCAGGGGCAUUGCACUUCCUGUCGCUCCUGGAGGAGGUUCUGCAGUCUCCCUUGCACCUGUUGUGCCACCUCAGUCUCUGCCUGUGGCCCAGCCUCCUCUGGGCGCUGUAGCCCAAGUAACUCCUCCGAUGAGCACAGCCCAUCAAUACCCGAAUAACCCUUCUCUAAAUGCAGCCCAUAGUGCAGCAAUGAAGGUACUAGAUGCUGCCAAUCAGCAGAAGAGAUUCCCACAAAUGCCAACACCCCCCUUCAGCCAAUCGCCAGUUCUUCCUUCAGGAGGUAAACCCAGCCUGUCUACAGUUACCACAGUGUCACCACCAGUCUUAACACAGCUACAAGGUCCAAGCCAGCAGCCACCGCAGCCCCCCCAAGUCCAGACACCAGGCCCACCCACACUUAUUCAGCAACCACCUCAAGCUCCUCAACUGCAGCCCACAGCCAAUCAGCAGACACCACCACCAUCUCAGCCUGGCAUGCCUGCUGUUCCAGCAAUUCAGGCUGGAGCACAGCAAGGGGUUGCCAACAAAAUCGUGGCUUGGAGCGGAGUUCUAGAAUGGCAGGAGAAGCCCAAGGCUUCCUCCAUGGACUCAAACACCAAACUGACACGUUCCCUGCCCUGCCAGGUCCAAGUCAGCCAAGGGGAAAAUCUAAAUACAGACCAUUGGCCACAGAAACUAAUCAUGCAGCUCAUCCCUCAGCAGCUCCUGACUACUCUUGGUCCUCUGUUCAGGAACUCACGUAUGGUGCAAUUUCUUUUCACUAAUAAAGAUGUGGAAUCUUUGAAGGGACUGUAUCGUAUCAUGGCCAAUGGAUUUGCUGGCUGUGUACACUUCCCCCACAGUGCUCCGUGUGAGGUGCGUGUGCUGAUGCUGCUGUACUCAUCUCGGAAGAGGAUCUUCAUGGGACUCAUCCCUAACGACCAGAGCGGAUUCGUCAAUGGCAUUCGGCAGGUCAUCACCAACCACAAACAAGUGCAACAGCACCGUUCUAUGAACAAUGCAUCUCAGAUGCAACCCGGGCAGGUCCCACCCAAUCAGAACUUCCUCAACAGACCACCGGGUCCUAUCCCCGUUACGCACGGCAACAUGCAACAGCAGUCUGUGGUGGUGGGCUUGCCCUCCGUCAGUCAGGUUACACUGAUGCAGGACCAGCAGAGACAAAACAACAUGCUGAGAGCUGCUGCAACAGGCAGUCAGCAGCCACCAGUCACUGGUGCCCCGCCCAAUCAGGUGGCACAAGGCCAAGCCCAGCCUCCUGGUGGCAUGCUCCGCCUCCAAAACCCAGGAGCAAAUCCCCAACUCCGCAGCCUCCUCCUCAGACAACAACAGCCUCAGGGUGGGAUGCAGGGCAUGCAGGGAAUGCACCCCAUCCAACAGAUGGUCCAUUCAGCACCAGGAGGGGGCGCUCAGAUGCAGCCUCAUUGGAGGCAGCCUCACCAAGGUCCACUGAUGAUCCAUACAGGUCCACGAGGUCCAGUCACACAGAAUCCUGGCAUGCCACCAGUUUCCAGUGUCAUGGAGGAUGAAAUUCUUAUGAACCUUAUCUAAGGACUGCUUUACCUAUCUCUCCUUGCUUCAGAGGUUUCAUUACAGAACACAGGGAGUCAUCUUAGCUCUGUUCCUUUUACUUUUGUUAGAAGCAACAGGAUCAAGGAAGAAUAGAGGUAUACGUGUAUUUAUUGAGAUGAGAGCUCUUUUUUCAUUUACACACAAACACCCCUAUCGCUGAAUCCUGUGAGCUGUUCCGUGACUUCGCUAAGGCUCACUCAGUCUGUGGAAAUGCAGGACUGAAGCAUGUUAAAGUUUAAAAAUCAGGCUCUAUUUCAUCACUCUCGAAUGACACGCCUCCUCUUCGCACCCCGAUAAGGUGAAUCUAUCAGGUUAUUAUUGUAUUUUUAUGAAAGUAUUACUUUCUAUAGGUUUUACUUUUCUUACUUUGUCUUUUGACGUCUAGAAUAUGUUGUUUUCUGAAACUGAAAUAAAGUUAAUUUUGUAAAGCAAUUUUUGCAUUAGGUCUUCGGGCACUGUAAAUGUAAAUAUUGAUGGACAGGUAAGGAGGCGGUCCUUGGCUGUUGUUUAAAAAGACUUGAAAUCAGAAGCGUUUACACUGUAAGCCCAGUGUGAUAGAAAGUGUUCUGAUUCCAUGUUUUCGACCACUUUGCUACGUGGUUGAAACGGAUAAAUCUCAAAACGUUUCUGACCCUGUUUACAUCUGUAUUUAACGUCGUCCAGUUUCAAACAGAUCACCCAAAACACUUCUUAAUACUUGGUGUAAACAGGGCCUCUGAUUCUGUAAUGAUCAGAGCAAGCAUUUGUUGGUGUAUGCAUAUGCUUGUGGGUGUGUUAACCUGGUAGUGGUGUGUAAGCAGCCGACAAGUGACUGAAAUAGACUGACUGAUAGCUUGCAGAAUGCUUGAUUCUGCCAAAUGGUGUCACAUUGUUAAAAUUAACCACUCCAAUAUGUCAUGGAACGAUACAGUGGACUCCUGUGCCAAGUAGUCAUACCAGAUGGCAGCUUUGGCCAUGCUUUCCUUGGCAUAUCAUGUAAUCAGGCUGACCACAGAGACACAGUAUGUACAAAUAUAAUGCACAAACACACACACAUGCAUGUACAAUGUUAUAUGCACAUACCUUGCAUCUUUGCUGUCGCAUGCAAUAUUUGCGAAGUAUGCACCAGUUUAAAGUGUCAAGCAUAUACUAUGACUAAACUGAACAAAGAACAAAUUAUUUUGACUUGGAGACACUUUGUUUAAUAGACAUCUUGUGUGCAAAGCAACCCUAACAUUUUUAAUGAAUGAACAUUACUGUCUGAUAAUGCUUAUACUUUGAGCAUCCUGAGGCAUUAAUUAUGAAACAACUUGUGAUUAAUGCAAGACGUAUUACAUUUCUGUCACAUUAGGAAUGAAUGUUCUAAAUCUAUCAUACGUCCAGUGAUUGGCUCAUUUCUUUGUAAUGCACCAGUUGGUGUAAUAGGAACAUGGAACACACAAUCUGAGCUUUUAACAGCUACUAAAAAUUCUGGAGAAUUGCAAAACAGCCUCUAGUCACAGAGCAGCCAACCAUUUUACCAGUACCAGUACAUUUACCAUGCACACACACAUUUUAUAUACAUACUCAUGUAGUUUCACAUAUGCACAUGCAGACCACUUAGUACACAGACACACAUUUUUACACAGACAGGAACUGAUGUUAGUCCCUGUCACCUGGGAGACAGAAACGGUUGCUAAGAUACACUGAAACUGGGAUCUGAAUCUAAGCUUUUUCUCCAUCCCUUCCUCACACACUACGCAUACACAGAUAGAGGCUCUUCUGUCUCACAGUGAUGGCUGCUCAUCCCUUUCGCUGCCAUCCAGGUCACGUCAAAAUCUGAACAACUGUGGGCUACACGCUUGUGCAUUUUAUUUUCCUCCAUCCUUCUUUUUUUUUGGUAUACUGUUUCCCUUUUUCUUUCUUUUCACUCUCUCUUGUCUUUAGUUGUUCCUAUUUCAAGAGAGCUCUAUUUAGAUACUCCUUAGGAUGCACAGACUGUUUGCAAUUAUCACAGUUUGAUGUGUUGAUGCACAUUUUGUGUCUCGUUAUUGUCUAAAUAAAGCAUCAGAGUAGCAUAGCUGAAGCACAGACAGUGAUGACUGAUGCCUCUUCUUCAGUAUAUUAAGCAUAACUUGAUGAGUCGGGCCAUUCUGCUCACUCAUGUGGAAGAGAGAGUAUUGUUGCAGUUCCAGUGGCCGUAUGGCUGCAUUUAAUCUUGCAACGUCUGCUCUAUCGACUUUGAGCUCAGGCCAUGGGAAUAAGUGGGUCACGGAGCCAAAGAGGGUUUGUUUUAGGGGUGAUUGCUUCAAUUGACUUUUGUUUUAAAUGUAAAUCAUUGUGGAAGAGGAAUGGUUCAGGAGUCUUGUUUUACUCUUAGAGAUGUUCAUCUCACAUGGAGAAAGAAAUGGUUACCGAAUGGCACAGUCGCAGAACCUCAGGGCAAAGCCGCUCUCUGGCCUUAAUGGAGGAGUGUAUUGACUGAUGGUCAACGUGCAGGUGCAUUCUCUUGUUUAUCUGCGCAUUGUCCAAGUCUUUUUUGCACACAGCUAGAACAUGGUCAUUCUUGAGUAUGACUGUUAUCUAGGGCAGAGUUUCCCAACCUGGGUAUAGUCAAGUCUAUUUGAUUUUAGUGGAACUGAUUAUGAUUUUAUUCAUAGCCGCACUAAAAUAGCCAACGCUAGAAACAGAGAAAAGGGGCAAAGUAUACUUUUACAGUUUUCCAUGUGCUACUAUGUCUUGCCCACAGUACACGUGGUGUAAAUUAGUCAUCUGGGAUACGCAUGCAUUGAAUGUGUCCGGACGUGCUCGUGGUCAAAAGAGUAUAUUUUGAAAGGCCAGAGCUCUCAACUGUGCAUAAGACAAAAAGGAAUAUAGAAAAAUUAAGUGUACCUUAACCUUAAGGGGCGGUCACACAACAUUUUAAUCAUGCAAAAUUAUACACCGCAACAGAUAUUAUAUGAUUUAGCCAUUCUCAAUCCUGGGACACUGCACAAUUUGGACGUUUUCCUUUUCUAACUAAACUGAUUGAACUCAUUAGCUAUAUUUAGUAGAAUGAUCCAUGAACUGAACUGAUAAAGGAAGCAUCCCAAAUGUGCUGUGUUGGGGUACUCCAGGACCAAGAUUGGGAAACACUGUUUUAGAAGGUUUUAUCCAUUCGACAUGCAGAACACAUCAGCGGCUGGGUUGGUGAUUGAAGGUUUUGUUAAGGCUUCAUGCCCAUUAGGGGGUAUUUGAAGGGUUCAUAUUCUGUUGUUUAUUGGGCGUAAUUGCCCUGCUGUGUGAAGCUGAUACCUCUCUCUUAUGUUAUGCAUCCAGGCACACUGAGGCAACCGAAGCUCAGCCUCAUUGUUGAGGUGGGGCAAAAGUAUCACACAGGAGUGCUGUAGCACCAUGCUGCUCCUCACUCUGAUCAAGGUCAGGCCAGGGGUAGUGUGAGUGAAAAGUGAAGAUGAAAAAAGGACAAAGAAAGAUGUAAUGUAUUUCUUUUCACAGCAAGACUAAGCCUGCCACAAAUCCUUACCUGAAAUGGCUCGGUGGCUAACACACUGCUACGAACACGAAGCGCAACCGAGAGGCCUGAUAGGAAAUAUUAUUAAGCAAUGGAAUAGCCCAUAAAGAGACUGCGCAGACUGCCAACACCAAAGCUUAUCAAAACAGGUUCACUGUGGUGGCACUUUCAUGGUGCUCAUAUGGGUCAACGGACUCAGCAAAUACAUUUUUGGAGUGUUUUCAUUGGUUCACUCCACUUUUCUUUCUCACCUCUCUAUUGGUAUUCUGGACUGUGAUACAUAGGACCGUGGUAACGUAAGCUGUUUACCACAACUGGAAGUAUUUUAAAUGUAGUGGGCUCCCACUGUUAUGGAGAACAUGGAAAUAUCAUGGCAUUUUCUAAUUGUGAUUUGCAAGCCUGGAAAAGUCUUGGAAUGUAAUAAAAUUGAAAAAGAAAAUAUCCAUAUUUACUUUUAAGCUCAGCUUGAAAAUAUUACAUCGCCAAGAAAUUGCUCUCUUUGCCGGUGCAAUCUCUAUAAUAUGAUUUACUUUUUCAGUGAUCAUGAAUUGCUAGAAAUGGAAAAGUCAUGGAAAUUCUUUGUUCAAACGGGGUGGGGACCCCGAGUGCUAUUUUGCCAGUCAGUGAUCAUUUUUGUAUGUUGGGUAUAAUCUGAUAACAAAAUAAUGACACUGUAAUCUGAAAAAAGUAGUGUAAUCCAUCACAUUUUAAAUUCUUGUAAUCAGAUUACUGACUUGUUGGUGACUUUUAAGUACUUGGGUUACACACAUUUCUAAAACAAUAUUUUAUGUAGAAUAAAGUACCC
Xyrauchen texanus (razorback sucker) is the source of this 6671-nucleotide messenger RNA. Its product is annotated as mediator of RNA polymerase II transcription subunit 25-like. Gene Ontology annotation, biological process: positive regulation of transcription by RNA polymerase II. NCBI's taxonomy places the organism in Eukaryota, Metazoa, Chordata, Actinopteri, Cypriniformes, Catostomidae. The record is from RefSeq and is a predicted model, not a curated record. Gene Ontology annotation, cellular component: transcription regulator complex; mediator complex. The transcript is spliced from 20 exons. The coding region runs from base 163 to 2376 and encodes 737 amino acids.